Messenger RNA from Rhagoletis pomonella (apple maggot), 1968 nucleotides. Its product is annotated as prolyl 4-hydroxylase subunit alpha-2. The transcript has 9 exons. Gene Ontology annotation, biological process: peptidyl-proline hydroxylation to 4-hydroxy-L-proline. The record is from RefSeq and is a predicted model, not a curated record. Gene Ontology annotation, molecular function: L-ascorbic acid binding; procollagen-proline 4-dioxygenase activity; protein binding. NCBI's taxonomy places the organism in Eukaryota, Metazoa, Arthropoda, Insecta, Diptera, Tephritidae. Gene Ontology annotation, cellular component: endoplasmic reticulum. Bases 168 to 1808 code for a protein of 546 amino acids.
AACGUUAAGCUGAGCGCACAAGUUGACUUGUAAUAAUUAGAAUAGAAUACAUAUGUAUUUCCUUGGAGCUGGCGGAAAGUGAACACAGACUGCCGCGAUUUGCGUGGAACUAACUGCCUUGAAAAGUGAAAGUUUGAAAGUGAAUGUGACAAGAUUUUCAGAUAAUCAUGUCUACAAUAGUAGGAUGUAGUCGUCGGAUGUUUUUUUACAUUCUUAUUCUAUUUUGCGGCUUUGCCAAUUAUGCAACGGGUAAUAGAGAUGAGUAUUUCUCAUCUGUAUCGGGCUUAGAAAAAUUACUAACGGUCGAGAGCGAAGUACUAAACGAUUUACAGCAUUACAUCAGUUCGUUGCAAACGCAUAUUGACUGGUUGCAAAGUGAAUUGGACUCGAUUCGAUCCGAACAUCAAACCGCUGCUGACGAUGUCGAUGGAUACCUCAGCAAUCCAGUAAAUGCAUAUCGACUCAUUAAGCGCUUACAUACUGACUGGCGUUCUAUUGAGGACAUUGUUCGGGAGGAUCACACUCAGAUGGAUUUUCUUAACACGAUGGAAGCUAAUCGGAGGAGACUCGAUUUUCCCACCACAGUGGAUAUUGAAGGAGCUGCGGCGGCAUUAGUACGGCUACAGGAUACGUACAAACUGGAUGUUGGUGAUUUAGCGGGUGGGGUUUUGAAUGGGAUGAAAUACGGGGCGUCAAUGACUUGGCAAGAUUGCUUUAUUCUUGGACAUCAUCUGUUUGAGAUGAACGAUUUCAAUCACACCAUCACUUGGUUAAAGCAGUCAGUUCAACUGCUCAAAGAGCAAGAAUACAACCCAGAUCCGAGGACGCUGGACUUUUUGGAAACGGUGGUGGCCUAUCACCUGGAAAUGGGUGACCUCGAAACGGCCUUGGAGCUAGUGAAUCACAUACUGGCCACUGACGCGACACGCGAGCACAUGUUCGAUACUAAGCUUCACUUGCAGCUCAUGAUUAGCGAUGGCGUUAAAACGGGCCUGUUGCAUGAGACGGUUUCGCCCCUGGGCGAUUAUCAUCUUACCAAUGACUUCAAGCUUUACGAACAAGUCUGCCGUGGUGAAUUACACCUGACCGCUGCCGAAGAACGGCAUCUGCGCUGCCGCUUUGAUAGUAAUAAAGUCCCAUAUCGCCUACUGCAACCUUUUAAGGUGGAGGAGCUCUCAUUGGAUCCGAGAAUAGUACAAAUACACGAUGUCAUUUCAGAAAGCGACACUAGCGCUGUGAAGCGGUUGGCCAAAGUGCGCAUGUCUCGCUCCCAGGUGCGCAAUAUCAAUGGGACGCCUGCAUCGACCGCCAAUUAUCGUAUCAGCAAAAGCGCAUGGUUUUCAUAUGAAGAAAGUAGACAUAUGCGGAAAAUUCAACGUUACAUGGGCGAUCUCUCAGGGUUGAAUAUGGCGAAUGCUGAGCAUUUGCAGGUGGCUAACUAUGGCAUCGGGGGACAUUAUGAACCGCAUUUUGACUUCUUCACCGAUAACAGCACAUUUUCGCCAUCAGUAGGAAAUCGCCUUGCUACCGGAAUAUUUUAUUUAUCGGACGUAGAGGAAGGGGGUGGCACAGCUUUUCCCUACCUUCGUCUUCGAGUGAAGCCGCAGCAUGGGAGUGUGCUUUUCUGGUAUAAUUUGCAUCGUUCCGAGGAGCCCGAUUAUCGUACGCGGCAUGCUGCCUGUCCUGUGCUCAAGGGUUCUAAAUGGAUUGCUAAUAUUUGGGUACGCGCGCGUCAUCAAGACCUUCAGCGACCGUGCGACAUUGUGCCUGAUCAUGAAGUGUCGCUCAAAUAUAAAGACUUGCAUUGAGAAAGUAUUAUACUACUACUCAAUUCGUAUUAAACAGUAUUUAUGUAAUGUUACUUGUCCUCGAAUUUAUGUAUGAAAAUAUGUUAUACUCGUAUGAAAAUCUUUUUUAAAAAUGUGUUAUUCAAUUGUGUCAUUGUUAAUGGGUAGGAAGGGAAUUUAA